Molecule: messenger RNA, 9583 nt
Organism: Papilio xuthus (Asian swallowtail)
Lineage: Eukaryota; Metazoa; Arthropoda; Insecta; Lepidoptera; Papilionidae
Product: mucin-5AC
Exons: 6
Coding region: 5557-6936 (459 amino acids)
Source: RefSeq, a predicted model, not a curated record
GCCAUGUUGGAAAUUUCCGUUCAUUUUCAAUUUCGUCGUGGUAAAGAGCGUUUGUCUGUGAAGUGUAGUGAAGUGCUGGCAGUCAGCCGCCUGUUCGGAUUCAGUCCCAUUGCGUUUCGCGUGGGUCUGCAUUCGACGGCCGCCAUCUUGUUGCCGCAUGGGGCGUGGCCGCUGCUGGCUACAAAAUGGGUUUGUAACGGUAUCAUGCAUUUAUAUUUAGUUAAUUUGUUAAUUAAUUGUAAAUAUUUCAAUUUUUUUUAAUUCAAUAAUAAAUUGGAAUUUGUUUUUAUUCAUAUUGAAUACAAAAUUGUAACAUAUGUUUAAGUAUGAAAAUAAAAGAGUAUUUGAUGAAAAUUUGUCGUAUUGAAUUUUAUUUUCUCUACAUAUUGUAAUUUCACCCAACAUGUAUUAUUCCAUGAGUCAUCGCCAUCUCUUCGUGAAGACGUGCAGUUGCGAUGCAGACGAGUUACAAGCUUAUGAGAGCUGUCUGCAGAGACACAGCCGCUACCGCUGCCGAUAACGAGGUCGCCGGAUGUCGUGGCGACAUUCGGAACUGCCACAUGCUAAAGGUCACGCGCACUCAGUCCCGGUUAUCAGCCCAUAGGUAAAGCUAGGGAAUUGAGCAAUCGUUUCAUCAUUUAACAAUGUGUAGGCCUGUAUGCAGGCCGUCGUGUGUGCUAUUUCUUAAAUCCCAGAUGUCACAACUGCCGCUGCUGCCAGAGCAGGCCGCAUUGGGAUUGGAUACGCGCACAACAACGCCUGCGUCUCUACUUGAACGAGGUGUGCUUACUUGCGUAUGACGGAUGUUUAGAAUUGAUAUCGGCAUAAGAAAAUAAACAUGAAGCGGUACUUACGGUGAGUCAUUGUUAUUCAUGCAAAUGCAAGCUGAGGCUAACAAUGAUUUUCUAUACUGAUUGUAUCAAUGUCAACAAAUUGCAAAUGUUGUGCAAUAAUAUUAAAUCCAUACAGGUUUAUUUUUUAUUUGAAACUUUAACGUGGCUCCCAGAAGAUAGUAAAUAAAGGAAAAAGCAGAAAUAGAAAUGGGAUAAUGGUACUACGGUUUUAACACAACCCUUACAGGUGAAGCGAAAAGUAUAUUGAUUUUUAUUAUUUGCAAAUUGCAUUUAUGAAAUGAAGUUACUUAGACUUAAACUAAAUUUAAAAAUAAUACAAAAUAGAUAUUUAACAAUGUGACUGUGGGCUGAUCUAUUUCCGGGACUUUAAGAUUUGAAUGAAUAUUGUCAAAUAUAAAGGUAUAGGUAAAAUGGCCAUGGUUUAGGAUUGGACAAGGGCUUGUAGUUUAAAUGGUAAGUAUCGUAGGGAAUUUUCGUGCGCGAUUUACUCAACAGUUGCAGAAAUGCAAUAGAAACUUAUUUGUAAAUGUAAAUUUCACAGCUGUUACGGUGGCGGUGACUCGUGACGAACUAAUUUAUACAUGAAAGCAACUUGCAGCCUUCGUAAGAAAGGUCGUCUACUGCACACCGCAAAAGAAUGCACUAUCUCCAUAAACAGAUAAGUCAUAAUAUAAUGAAAAAGCUAAAUAUAAUAAGCAAAAUAUAAGCUGAAUUAAUAAAAUCUUCAUAGAUCUAAGUUGCAUAUUCCAAUGGUAAGUGCAACAAUAUACCAAAUGUGGAGUUUAACACAUUAAGAAAUUAUGACUUGAAUUUCGGAAUACUUUUCAAACUCGUGUGGUACAACGGUGGGGUGGGGGGGAACUAAUUAUUUUAAAUUUACAGAUUAAGCUGAUUUAUUGUUCCUAAUUAAUUUUAUACAAAAACAAUAUGGAAGUAUAUAUGACGCGAUAAUUUAAUCCCUGGUGAUUACAAAUAGGAAAAUUAUUAGUUUGAUGCCUAAUGUCGGCAGCAGUUAGGAAAUACCUAAAAUUUUAGUUUAUGAUGUGUUAGACAUUAUCAACUAUAUCGAAAUACGUAUGAAAGAUGAAAUAUAUCUUAAGUUAUAUACUGUGGAUAAUGUAUUACAAUAUAAAUUAUACAUGUUCGGUAUAUUUUACACAAAAGCAUGGGAAAUAACAGAACGGUAUGUUAUUUUGAUGACUAUUGCAAAUCUUUGUCUAGUCCAAGGGGUUGGUAUGAGCUAAUUUUUCAGCUAUAUUAAAUUAAACCCAUGCAUGCUACCAUUCCUACAAAAUUUGUUCUUUCAGAUCACAUAGGUAUCUAGCUAAUCUUAUAUGUAGAAUGUGAAGUAAUGAGUGGUGGCCAAAUAGUUCAUCUCUUGACAAUAUGCGUAUCGUGGUACUUGCUAUUGCUUGGGAUUGUGGAAUGUUCGAAGUUGCUGAAAGUAAUAUGGGCUAGUUUGAGCAACCUGCUUGUAAAAAGUUAGCAAUUUUUUUAUUGAUGAAUGGAGUUUUAUUGAUGUACGACUGCAUUACUAAGCAAUAAUGACAAAUAUGCAAUAUCCUACAGCACUGUUCUCCCAUUGCACAGGUAACAAUAGGUUUCGUCUAUAGAUUUUUAUACCUAAUUCUUUACAUAUAUUUUUUUCUUAUUAAUUUUGCCAUAUUGAGAUGUAGAAACUACUCUGUGUUUGGCUUUUUGUUUAACCAAUUCAUUACAGCAUAUCGCAAGGCAAGCUAGUAAUUUAAAUUUCGGGAAAAUCUGUAUCAAAAUUCUGGAGUUGUGGUAUCAAACUAAAGCUUUUAUUAGUGGAUCUAAAGUUAGAAGAUUGCUUAUAUUAGGAGAUGACAAUGCAUCUAUAAUUGGAGAUCAAUGUGCAUGGAAUGAGUAACACAUUUUAUCACAGUAUGUGGAUUUUCUCCUGGUAACAUCUUUUAAUUUAGUUGCACUUCUCGCUGGUGUCUCAACCAAUCACCAUUCAAAAUACAGCCAGAACAAGGGAUUUUACGUCGUCUGAUGAAGCCAUGAUAUAAUAGAGGUUUAUUAACCACAUUGGAACAAUAUCAUUGCUGACAUAACUUCAAAGAGUAAAUGAUGUUCAAAUAAUAAUAUGCUUUGAAAGGGUAACAUUAUAACUUUAACAAUGAAGAUAAUGUGCCAUGUAAAAGCUAAUUUCCUUGAUAAGUACAAUAAUGAAGAGCAAGAGACCUAAUCUGCAUUUCUUGAGUUCAGGACUUCAAGACAUCAAUGGUUGUGCACAUCAUUGUAUUUCAGGUACAUUUUUAUCCAUCUUUCCAAAGAAGUUCAAUCAAUCUGAGUACACCAAUCAAUCACAUCAUUUAGGUUUUAUAAAAACUAGUUUAUCUUGCUGGAAUAUGGCGAGUUAAAUGGAUUUUGAAAUACAUGUAACAGUACAUGGACACCAUGGGAUUAAACAUUAUUUUUGUGAAAUAUUUUCGAAAAAUGGACUCUAGGACAUUACAAAAUGAAAUUUAUUUAUUAUCUUCACCACAACCCCAUUCGGGAACAGCAAGGGUUAGAACCCCAACUUCAUUGAACCCCUAACACAUUUCCUUGAUAAUUGCAAAAAUAAUACUGACUGAAUUAGGAGCACCAACUUUUGACAUAACUGACAAUUUUAAUGGAUAGAACAUAACUGCUGAUGAAGAGGUAAAUAUCUUUUCGCCUUUGAAUAUAGACAAAUUGCAUGUAUAUACAAUUGAUUACUUUGUAUUUAUUUUGUAGAAUUAGUAAAAUGCUAAUAUAUUUGAUUUCUCAUUGUGUUGAUGACCUUUGGGGUCAUUUAUAAAUUUUAUUGUAAUAAUUUAUUCAGGUUUGGAAUGUUGAUUAUAUCAAGUUUUCCUGCAAAUUAUUUCUAGGAUUUUCUAUCCUACACUGCAUUCUAUAAAAUGCAAACAUAAGAACUUUGCACAUACCACACGGACUUCUAGAACUAUAAAAAAGAGGAAUUAUAAAAUACUGAAAAUAGAGCACCCAAGCAAUCUUAAUUCAUAGAACUCCCAAUUUUGGAUUUUACCAAAUUGUUUUCAGAUCAAGUUUUUAGGUAUAUUUAUACAAGUCUUAUAAUUUAACAUGCAAUAUUAAAAUAACAUAUAUGAAUGAAAUUGAAGUAUAUUCAACAACGAACAAGGAUUUAAAGUGAACAAACAUGUAUUUUGAUUCAUUACUAUGGUUAGAACGGAUACAAUGAGAUUUUAAUUUUAGCUUAAUUGUAUAAAAUGUUUUUGUAAGUAUAUCUUUGUGAUAAAAAGCAAUUAUAUGUUGGAAAAUUUGGACAGAAUUGCAAAGGUUAUAUUAAAAAAAAUAUUACUGGGCUUUCUGCCCUUGAAACUUAAUACGUCAGUUAAUUGUCUGCAGGUGGCGCUAAAUUGUAUGAAAAUUGUUAAAAAACGUACAAUGGAAUGUGUAUGGGAAUGUGUCAAAGAAAUUUUACCGAUACAGUCGUUCCCAUCAAAGGAAUUUAUAUACGAUUUAAAACUUCUUUUUUUCCAGUAUAUAUUUACUUGUUACACCGUCAUCUUUCUUAACAAGCUGUAAGAGGUACUUGCAUGGUACUUUAAUAUAAUAAUCUAAAAAUCCUUAUAUCUUUGUGAUAUUAUAUGAGCCAAUAAAAAAAUAAUGUAUAAAGGUAAAUCGCAUGUUGUGUAUGUACAACAUUAUGCGUUGUGUAUAUUGUAUUAUGCGCUAAUUAAGAUUUUAUGCGUAAGUUUGUGAAGAUGAAAUGUUACAUUUAUUACUUUCGGCCUUGCAAGCUUGCCUUGAUAUAUCUACUGUUUCUUUACGAAUGUCGUGUGUGUUGUACAUCAUAUUACAGCCAUUACCAGCGUAAAGCAAAACAGAUCCAAGCAAGCAAAUCUCCCCAAGCUGUGUGUGUACUGUACGAUGCAGCUCUGUUGGCAUCAACUGCAGCACUCCCGACGCACCUGUGCUGCGGCUGUUCCUUUGCCAGACUCGCGAAUUCAAUCGCUGCGAGCGACGUAGCACGCGGUGGUGUUUGUGAGAUCUAUUCUUUAUUUAGAAUUGAUAUGCUUUUUAAAUUUUUGGUUUUAUUCGAGCGAAAUGCUAGUCUAUUAUUUUCUGUUCAUGGAGUGUUUUUUAUUUUUUAACAUGUCUCAAAAGUAAAUUUUUGGUAUAUUGCUUAUGAGAUUAUUAUUUAGAGCGAAAGCUUUAGUUGUAUUAGUUCUACAAAUAUUGGAAAAUAUGACUUAUUCCAUUCCAGUACAACGCAUGAAUGUGUGUGGUCGUAACUUUGGCUACUUUUAUCGCCAGGUAAUCAAGUAAAUCCGACCUCAAUAACCAACACUGCGUACACGGCCGUAAAGGCUCUGCUAUUUGAGCUGCCCAUGCGAUGCCGCCAGUUGUUUUGGCAGACUUACAGGACGGCUGCUCUCGCGACUGCAUCUUCUCUUGUCAACGGCCGAUUGAACUGCUUGCUGCUCGACGAGUGCCCUCUGUUUCUAUGAAAUCUGCGAGUGGCUACCCACCAACAACUGUCCUCUACACAGAGCUGUCCAGAACAUUUUUUGGUAUAAGUGAGCGUGGAGUAUAUAUAUCCCCACGCUCACUUAUGCCGAAGAAUGCAGGAUCAUAAUAAGGACGAAGAUGAACUGGUGCAGUGAUCAGUGGCCACUUCCAAUCGCCUCUGCCACCUCCAAUUCGCUGUCUUUUGACCAGACUACCUAUGACUGUCGCGCACUGCCUGCGACUGCGGUCAUCGCCGGCAGCAGGCACUGCUUGUGACUACGGUCAUCGCCAGCAGGCACUGCCUGCGACUACGGUCAUCUCCGGCAGCAGGCACUGCCUGCGACUACGGUCAUCUCCGGCAGCAGGCACUGCCUGUGACUACGGUCAUCGCCAGCAGGCACUGCCUGCGACUACGGUCAUCGCCGGCAGCAGGCACUGCCUGCGACUACGGUCAUCGCCGGCAGCAGGCACUGCCUGCGACUACGGUCAUCGCCGGCAGCAGGCACUGCCUGCGACUACGGUCAUCGCCGGCAGCAGGCACUGCCUGCGACUACGGUCAUCGCCGGCAGCAGGCACUGCCUUCGACUACGGGCAUCGCCAGCAGGCACUGCCUGCGACUCCGGUCAUCGUCGGCAGUUACUGCCCGCGCAACUCCGGUCAUCGCCGUCAGCUACUGCCCGCAACUCCGGUCAUCGCCGUCAGCUACUGCUCGCAAUUCCGGUCAUCGCCGUCAGCUACUGCCCGCGACUCCGUCCAUCGCCAGCAGCUCCUACCCACGGCUCCGUCCAUCGCCGGCAGCCACUGCCCGCGACUCUGGUCUCUGCCGGCAGCCACUGCCCGCAACUCCGGUCAUCGCCGGCAGCUCCUACCCACGGUUCCGUCUAUUGCCGGCAGCUACUGCCCGCAACUCCGGUCAUCGCCGUCAGCUACUGCCCGCAACUCCGGUCAUCGCCGUCAGCUACUGCUCGCAACUCCGGUCAUCGCAGGCAGCUCCUACCCACGGUUCCGUCUAUCGCCGGCAGCUACUGCCCGCAACUCCGGUCAUCGCCGGCAGCGCCUACCAACGGCGCCGUCCUUCGCCGGCACCCACUGCCCACGACUCCGGUCAUCGCCGGCACCUACUGCCCGCAACUCCGGUCAUCGCCGUCAGCUACUGCCCGCAACUCCGGUCAUCGCCGGCAGCUCCUACCCACGGCUCCGUCCAUCGCCGGCACCCACUGCCCACGACUCCGGUCAUCGCCGGCACCUACUGCCCGCAAUUCCGGUCAUCGCCGUCAGCUACUGCCCGCAACUCCGGUCAUCGCCGGCAGCUCCUACCCACGGCUCCGUCCAUCGCCGGCAGCCACUGUCCGCGACUCUGGUCUCUGCCGGCAAUUACUGCCCGCGACUCCGUCCAUCGCCAGCAGCUGCUGCUCGCGACUCCGGUCAGCGUCGGCAGCUCCUACCCACGGCUGCGUCCAUCGCCGGCAGCCACUGCCCGCGACUCCGGUCUCUGCCGGCAGUUACUGUCCGCGAUUCCGGUCAUCGCCGGCAGCUACUACCCGAGGCUCGUCUACCGCCGGAGUAUCCGCGCGAAGCUCCGGUAGCUGCGAGUUGAACGUCUCCCGUUCUGGUUACUGCGUGUAUCUGCAGCUCGAGUAGUAGAGCGCACCUCCGCCUGCAACUUCGGGCUCUGUGCGCUUUUACACCUGCAGCUUCUCCCGGUCGUUUCGCGCUCCUCCGCCUGCAGCUUCGGGUGGCACGUCUACUCGUUACGGAUGCUGCCCAUCUCUACCUGCAACUUCGAUAACGCGUGCCUCUUCAUCUGCGGCUGAGGUAAAUGCGCGCCUUCGCGCGCAACUCCGGUGGCUACUGGCUUGCACGUCUCUCCGUUCUGGAUGCUGCGUAUCUCUGCCUGCAACUCCGAUAACGUGCGCGCCUCUCCCUCUGCGGCUGCAAUUACUACGCGCGCCUCCGCGCGCUGCACUGGUCGCACCGUGAGGCAAGACUAUCAUCCGGUUGCUGCGUGUCUGCAGCUCUAUUCGUAGAGCGCGCCUCCGCCUGCAACACCAGUCUCUGCGCGCUUCUUCAGCUCCGGUUGCUGCGCAUCUCUGCCUGCUACUCUAAUUAUGCGUGCCUUAUCAUCUGCGGCUGCGGUCACUGCGCGCGCAACUCCGGUAGCUUCGGUAGGCACAUCUCCUACCCUAUUGCAGUUCUAGUCGUAGAGAGUGCCUCCACCUACAGCUCCGGUCGUCGCGCACUCCUCCACCUGCAGUUCAGAUCGUUGCGGGUGGCACUUCCACUUGUUCCGGUUGCUGCGCAUGUCUGCCUGCUACUCCGAUAACGUGCACCUCUCAAAUUUGCGGCUGCGGUAACCGUACUGCGCUCGCCUACGAGCGGAACUCCGAUCGCUUCGGGAAACACGUCUAACACCGUGUUGCUGCGCGCCUCCACCUGCAGUUCCGGGCACUGCGCGCAUGUCCACCUGCAACUCUGAUUGCUGCGGGUGCCCCAUCUAUCCGUUAUGUACGCUGGUCAUCCCCCAACUCCGGUCACUGCGCCCUUCUCCACUAGCAGCACCGCCCACUGCGCGCCUUUCCAUCUACGGCUCCGGACACUGCGCGCAUCUCCACCUGCAGCUCCGGUUACUUCGCGCAUCUCCAACUGCAGACCCGGUAGCUGCGGAUUUAGCAUCGCUUCGCUUCCUGUGGAGGUAACUAUUCAUCUACUUAGUGUGCUACAGAGGAGCAUCGGUUUCCGGUUGUUGACUGCGUCUCAACCUUCGGCUUCCGGUUACGUGGGAUUUUUGCGUCCUCCGGCACCGCGACCUGCGUUGGACUCAACAGAAUUCCCGUGAGCAUACAUUUGGUAACCAUUUGCUGUGUUUUUGCAUUGAGGUUUCAGUUGCCGAACUACAGCUAUCCCGACAAAUCAUAUAAGAACUUGGUCAGCUUACGGGGCUCUAGCACAUGUGACCCUGGAUUCUUCGUUGUCACAAUCUUACUUUUAGGUCUGAUCAGAUUACCCUACAAGGUGGCGUUCCUUGGAAUUGAUUGACCGAUUACAAAUAUUUUAACACGAGGUUAAGGAUUUGACUUUUGGUGAUGUAGAUACAAAAAUGAGGUAUGAUUGCUGACAAUUUUCAUGAUCGAAUUGAUUUUUUGACAGACCUGAAAUUUACCUGAAUAUUUAUUUUUCGUGACUAACUAAUGCUCUUAUCAUUUUUUCUUACAUUGUUAUAAUAUUCAUUAAUCAAUAGCGGAAUGAUAUAAAAUUCGUUUAUAACUGAUUAGUGUUAUUUUGCUUUAUUCUGUAAGAUUUUAAAUUUUACUAGGUAGGCAUUUAAAUAGUUUGUUCACAGAUGUAACAAAUGGUAAUGGUGAGACAAUAAAUAAUACAUUUAUGGUAUAUUAUUUUAUCCUUUUAUAAUAUAUUGUGUAUUGAAGAAGAACUUAAAUUGUUUAAUCUCCGUUUCUUUCAGGAAAAUAAAUAAUUUUAUUAUAUUACAUAUCCCAAAAAUAGGUUGUGCUAACAUUGUCCACAGAUGUAGACUUUAAUUACCUGGACAUGGUACUAAUACAAUCUUCCUAAUAAAAUCGAAGUACUAACUAGAAACUAAGAAAAAGGCUCCAAUACAAAUAAUAAAAUGAGAACAAACGAGAACGAGUCGGCAAAGAACAGUUUAGGAAGAUUUCUUUUAAAAACAGUAUAUGAUACAAGAAAUGUGUACGAUUGAAACACAAAUAAAUACAUAACGAAGACAGUUCUCAAGCACACAUUACGUGACAUUCGGCUGGGGUAAACCGCAUGUACCGACAUAAACAUCUCUUUAGUAAAUUUCAGUCUUUUAAACAUAUAAACGAAGUAAAAAAAAUAAAUGCGUACAAACUAAAUAAAGGAAAAUACUACAGAAGAUCAACGAUACAAAAAAGAGGUUUAACGAUAAAAUCGAAGAAUAAUGAAAUCAAAGCGAAAAAAAUAAUUGAAAUUAAAAUUCUGUGAAAAUUUGAGUUAAUACGAAGCCUGAAAUGUGAACACUAAAAAUAUCUAACUAUAAAAAGAUGGAAAAAUAUGCCAGAUGAUGGAGAUUUAAUUAAAAGCCUGAAAAAUCAGCACUCAAGCCCGAAUGCUGAAGACGAAGCCCUCUAAUGCUGUAGAAGAAGCUCGAAUACUGAAGACGAAGCCCGAAUACUUAAGAUGAAGAUUGAAGGCAGAAGUUCGAAUAUCGGUCCUGAAUCCCGAAGAGUGAAGACGACGCCCGAAGA